AUGCCGCAGAACGAACAAACCCCACGGCUGGCUCUCGUGUUGAGGCUGACCUGGAUGACGCCCUUCAGCAAUCGAGUGCGAGACGGCAAAGUUUGCCGUUUUCCAGAGGCCCGAAUUGACGCUUGCGAGCAUCCAAAUUCAUACUGCUUGGUAAUAUGUACGUCAUGCUUGUGGGGCGUUCUGACAACCCGGUCCGUCGUACCUUUGCCGCUAGCCAGGGUUCGACUCCAGCGCUGGCUCAGUGGAGAACUCGAACACCCCCAGAAACUUGAAAGUCAAUACACCAACCCACCUCUCAGUUCAAAGCAGAAGUCGAAACCACACAGGGUCACAUCGGCAGAGCAGGAGCAUGUUUCUCUGGUUGGUGGAGAACCUUGGAUCCUUUCGAAGCUACCAGUCUGCAUGGAUGGAUAUACUCCGUCCAGGCUCAACCCUAACUGGCCAUGA
Molecule: messenger RNA, 447 nt
Organism: Coccidioides immitis RS
Lineage: Eukaryota; Fungi; Ascomycota; Eurotiomycetes; Onygenales; Onygenaceae
Exons: 1
Coding region: 1-447 (148 amino acids)
Source: RefSeq, a predicted model, not a curated record